AUGAAUGAUAACAAUUUUUUUGAAGACUUGUACGAAUUACAUUUUGAGGAUUUUUUAAAAAAUUUUAUCAACAUAUUAUUUUCCUCUAAAGAAUAUGGAAAUAAUAAUAACGAUGAUGUAGAUAAAACCCAUAUAUAUGAAAAUAAUAAUUAUAUAUUAAAAAACAAUGACAUAAAAAAGAGCCGCUUAUCUUUUAUAGCAAAUCAUAUUAUAAAUAAUAAAGAAAAUGUAAAAUUAUAUAGAAGAAUAUAUUGGCCUUUAUUAUUAGGUAUAUAUAAAGCAGAAAACUUGGAAGAUUUAGUCAAAGAUAUUCAAAAAAAACGACAUUUAUAUUUACAAGAUAAAGAAGAAUAUAUUAUUAAACCAAUAAACUUAAAUAUUCAAAAAUUAGAUCCACAAAUAUUCCAUCCAUUGUCAUCAGAUGAUAAAAACCCAUGGACAUUAAAACAAAAAAAUCAAGAAUUGAAAGAAGAAAUCAAACAAGAUAUUCUAAGAACAUAUUCUGAAAAAAAAAUUUUCCAAAAUGAAGAAAUUAGAGAUAUAUUAAAUACUAUUUUAUUUAUAUGGGCAAAAAAAAAUCCAGACAUAUCUUAUAAACAAGGAAUGAAUGAAAUACUAGCCAUUUUUUUCAUUGUUAAUUACCGUGAACACCUUCAUAAUAAUAAUAAUUAUUAUGAAUACGAAAAAGAACUGUUUUAUAAAGAAUUCUCUAAUAUUUUUGACAAAGAAUUUAUUGAAGCAGAUACAUACAUCAUAUUUGAUCAUUUUAUGAAUAUGGGAUUAAAAUAUUUAUUUACUUCUAUGGAGGAAAAAAAAAACUCAACAAAUAAAAAUACAUGUAAAACCGUUCUCUUACAUAAAUGUACAUAUAUAUUUCAUAAGUUAUUAAAAAAUUCGGAUAAAUUAUUAUACAACCAUUUAAUAUCAUUAAGUAUUGAGCCACAAAUAUUUCUCCUCCGAUGGAUACGUCUCUUUUAUUGUAGAGAAUUUCCUAUUGACGACACGGUUAUCCUAUGGGAUAACUUUUUUGCAGAUUCCUAUCUUAAAAAUUGCAAUGAACACUUCAACGUCGAUUUUAAAGGCGACAAUAUCGAGAUUGCUCACAUGAUAUGCAGAAUUUUUCCUAUGGUGGAUUAUUUUGCUAUUUCUAUGAUUCUGUUUAUUAGGUCCUUCUUAUUAGAGAGUGAUGAAAAUUAUUGCUUGAAGAGGCUGUUUAAAUACCCUCCUGUAGAAAAUAUAAAAAUUUUAAUCGAUUUGUCCUUUAAAAUCAAACAUAGAAAUGAGAAAAAAGAAAAACAUACAAAAAAAGAAGAACCUCAUAUUAUUCACAAUAAUAAUUUAAUUAAAAAAGAAGAUAUAUUUAAUUCAUCAUUUAACAAUAAUAAUAGUAUAACUGAUGAAUUAAAUAAGCAUAACAUAAACAAUAACAUAAACAAUAAUAAUGAUAUGAAAAACGAAUAUAAGGAUAAACACAACCACCAUUCAAAUGUCCAUAUUUUAUCUUACAACAAGAUAUUACCAAAUGUACAUAAAAUUAAUAACAUAGCUUAUAUAAAUAAAAAACUAUUAAAAGUUAUUCAUAAUUUAAACAAUUUGUAUACAUAUAAUAUGUUAAAUGAACAACAUUAUAAAAUUGAAUUACAACAAAAUAUAUUUAUUCUGAAUGAAAUUUAUAAUGAGCUUAAAGGCAUGCAACACUCAUAUGAUGAUACUGUAUCAGAAAAUAUACAGUUGGAUAAGACGAAUGAUCUACCCUCCAUAUACUUGGGUUGA
Messenger RNA from Plasmodium reichenowi, 1773 nucleotides. RefSeq names its product GTPase-activating protein, putative. Bases 1 to 1773 code for a protein of 590 amino acids. The record is from RefSeq and is a predicted model, not a curated record. Gene Ontology annotation, molecular function: GTPase activator activity. The transcript is spliced from 2 exons. Gene Ontology annotation, biological process: intracellular protein transport; activation of GTPase activity. Lineage: Eukaryota; Apicomplexa; Aconoidasida; Haemosporida; Plasmodiidae.